UCUUAAAGAGCCUGCAAAUGAAAGACUAUACAACAGCACAUGACUGGACCUCUACACGUUUUGUUUUCAGUAUGUACGUCUCUCUUCAAGCCACAGAUAAACCAUUAGUAUGUCUCUUUAUAACCAUGUCUUACAACUUCAGGACUGCUAAGGACUUAUUGAGUUUGUUUUGUAAACCCACCAAUGCUAAAAUACCGACUGUAAAUAUGGUCAAAUGAUGUCAUCGUCGCCACGCAUGUUUGAUGUGGUCCCCAGGUUUUAAAGGUAUGUUUUAUGGACCCACUGGUGAAUUCUAUCAGCUUGUUACAAGAGGAAAUGCAAUCUCAGAUUGGAUACAGAAAAUAGAUACAGCACACACACACACACACACGAUAUGUAAAACCCAGUAUACGCUGGCACGAAGCAUUUCGAUUUCCCGUGGGUUGGUUACGGUGUUUUUUGGAGGACAAUCCCUUUAAACGGCUGCAGGCUCCGCCCUCCUCUUGCAGAUCCAGCACUUUGAAACACACGAAGGGAGUGACGUCAGCCAGGCUUUGUGCGGUUGUUAUGGUCAAUUCUUCACCCGGACAGCUCGCAUUUAGGAAGCUAAACGCCACAGGAGAGUAUAGCAAGUUUUUUUUUUCCCGUUGACAGCCUGUCCUGUCAACAACUUCCCUGUAUGACUUGGUUGGACUCUGAACUUAAAAGUGAUACGAGCUCCUCCGAGAUGAGCCAGGCUCCCUGUACGAAGCCCCCGGACCGGCUCUCCACAGACUGCUUGUGCUCCCAGGACUCCCUGGACCGCCUGUCCGUCGACGACUUCUGGCAGGAGGUGCAGAACAUCCAGCAGAGUGGCAGCGACUCCGAGCAGGAGGGCAGUGUGGGCGACGCCAAGCAACCCGAGGAGGGAGAGCAGGAGAAAGAGUGGCUCCAGGAUGCAGGUCUGUCCACGCUGAUCAGCGAAGACUCGGAGGACGUGGACAACGUGGGUCUGCUGUCCACUCUCACCCGGACACAAGCUGCCGCCGUCCAGCGCCGCCUGGACACCUACACUUGCUCUGUCCGCAAGAAGAACAAGCAGCCCGUCCGAGACGUCAGGGACAUAUUCAGAGCCGACAAUCCCAAGAAGGCUCUAAUGGAAACCAAAGAUUCAGGGCGGGACAGUCAGACCAGAAGUCCCCUAGACAGCUGCGGGAGAGAGUUCUUCAUCACUGAUGUUGCUUACUCUGAUCAGGCUGCCAUCCUGCAGAAACAGACGAAACUGCAGAGCAGGAACUCCAGGAGGAGGAAGGAUGAUGGCACUUUACCGAAGCUGAUCUCUGCGCAGUGCAGGCUGGGGGUGACGAGGAUCGGGGACCUGUCUGCCCAGGACAUGAAGAAGGUGCGGCAGCUCGCCCUCAUCGACAUGACCGCGCUCUGCGACAUCCUGGAGGUGGAGCUCAAGAGACACAAGCUCGGCAAGAGGAAACUCCACGAGAGCUGUCUGUUCGGAGUCCCCUUGGCCACUCUAGUGGAGAAUGACCAGAAGAUCAAGCCCACCACCACUGUCCCUCUUAUCUUGCAGGCGAUGUUCUCCUUCCUGGAAAAGAAAGGCCUGGAUUCGGAGGGGAUUCUCCGUAUCCCCGGGUCCCAGUCCAGGAUCAAGAACCUGCAACAAAAGCUGGAGACCAACUUCUAUCCCGGGCUGUUUAGCUGGGAGGAGGUGAAUCCCAACGACGUGGCAGCGUUACUCAAGAAGUUCAUCCGUGAGCUACCAGCCCCCCUGCUCACCCCUGAGCACCUCCACACCUUCAACACAGUGCAGGAUAUUCAAGACUUGCAGCAGAGGCUUCAUGUCCUGAACCUGCUUGUGCUUCUUCUGCCUGAGCCAAACAGGAGCACCCUAAAGGCCCUGCUGGAGUACCUGGAAAAAGUGGUGUCUCGAGAGAACAAGAACCGCAUGAGCCUGUGGAACGUGUCCACGAUCAUGGCGCCCAACCUCUUCAUGCACAAGGGCAUACCCCCCAGCAAGCCUGCCGAGGGGGACGAGAAGGAGCAGGCAGAGCGGGCGGCAGACGUCAUGAGGCUCCUCAUCCAAUACCAGGACCUGCUCUGGACGAUCCCCAAUUUCCUGAUGGUCCAGGUGAGAAAGCUGAAUGAAAACAGCAGCCGCAGGUACCAGUUCUACGACAGGCGGAUAAAGAACCUCCUGAGGAAGAUGCAAAGCGAAAAGACAGAGAAGAACCCGCCAGAGCCAUACAGGACAGUUAAAAUCCAGACGGCUCAUUUACUAAGUGAUUCUAUGGAGGUUUGGUUGGACACUGAGUCCAGAGCAGGGGACGCGCUGGCUCAGUUUCACUUGAACCUGCGCAGCAUGGGGAACAGCGUCGUCAAGCGCAAUGGCUCCACAGCGAACCCUGACUAUGCCAUUUAUGAAGUCGGUGGUAAUAUUGGUGAGCACUGCUUGGAUCCCAACACUCACCUUUUAGACUUGUACAACAACAACCCCAGUGGCGAAUGGAUUAUUAAGCUACGGCCAGCCUCCGACAGACUGCUCUGAGGUUUCCCAGCUUUCCUGUGUAUAAAAUCCAGCCCCCUCCCAAUAAAAAUGCAAUGAAGAACCUAAACAAAUCAUCACGGGAGGCUGUCACUAGUCAUUCAGAAAUGCAUGAUAUAAUUGCACUGGAUGUUCCACUACAACAAGGAUGCACUGCACCAGCAAUAAGAAUCCAAACACAGAGACUUCACAUCUUGCAAGACGCAUGGCUGAAGCUCAUGGUUGCUGCUCUACCGACUGCUUCUUAGUCUAACUCUCUAGUGAUAUGCAGUGGAAUCCCAUACCAGACGUUUCUUGGAAUGCCUGGCACACCCUUUACCAAAAUGACUCGUCGGUGUGGAGAAGCCCUGUGCAUUGAAACUGUAGGAAAGCUCCAACCAAGCUCCCGAGGGCAUUCACAGCUCCUCAUUAGACAGCAAAGCUGCAUGCGGUAAUGAGCGCAAUUGAGGAUUGCACUGGCAGGCUCCUCAAGCGAUCAUAAGAAAACUGGCAGAACAAAGAAGCUCUUUUGAAGGGAAUAUACUUAAACUUCAACCAAUGAAGCAAGUCUUCACCACGUUCUUGUUUUAUUUUUUGUUUAUUUAAUUUUUUUUGUUGUUUUGCAAGGAAAUGACCUAUUUUAAAACAAUUAUUUAAAAAUAAGUUAUUUGUCUAGCUUUUAUUUUUGUUCUGCUAAAACUACCAGUUGUUACGAAAAGAAUGCGUAGACAGGUGGUGUUUGUAAAACAUUACAAACACCACCAACAAGUAACGAACCAAUGCUAGCAGAUUUUAACAGACUAACUUACAAAGAGGGAGAGUUAGGCAAAAUAAUACUGAAUUAUAUAUUGGGGCUUUAUAGAGUAUAUAUUUAGACCUACCCAAAAUGAGUUAUUCCAGGGGCCAGAUAAGCACAUAACAGUAUUCCAGUAUCUUGUACAAAGUCCUGUACUGUUUGAUUGUCAGUGCUGGUACACAGAGUAUAGCUGUCUAAAGCAAUUCCAGAUAGUUUUUGCUGUCUGCUGUUAGACCCUUGCAUUGUGGUUAGUGGUUCCCAGUUUUUAACGCCUCUGAAUUUUGUGUAAAGUGAGUUUUAGUUCUCCUUGUCAAUGGGCAAUUUCACUGUGAGGGAAAUAGUUUUCUUAGCACAGCAGUAUUUCCUAAUAAUAUAUUAGGAAACUAAGUUACCAAGAUUAGACUAUGAUGAAUACCAUCCACCAACUACAACAUGCAAUAGUACCAAAUAAACUGAGUGAUUCUCUCUGGCUGCAGUAAUGUAGAUUUGUGUAUAGUUUUGAUAUAUAAAUAUGGAAAAAGAAGAUGCAAUGUACAGCUCAAAGGUUUUUUUUGUUUGUUUUGUAUUUUUUUUCUACUUUUAUGUGACAAAUUGACAAACAUUUCAAUGCUGUUUUUUUUAUUUGUGUUUUUCUUUGUUUUGUAAUUGUACAUUUUAAUAAAUAUAAAUACUUACCAGUAUUAACUGACUGUAAA
Acipenser ruthenus (sterlet) is the source of this 3985-nucleotide messenger RNA. RefSeq names its product rho GTPase-activating protein 40-like. The transcript is spliced from 15 exons. Gene Ontology annotation, cellular component: cytoplasm. Lineage: Eukaryota; Metazoa; Chordata; Actinopteri; Acipenseriformes; Acipenseridae. Gene Ontology annotation, biological process: regulation of actin filament polymerization; regulation of small GTPase mediated signal transduction; signal transduction. Bases 659 to 2518 code for a protein of 619 amino acids. The record is from RefSeq and is a predicted model, not a curated record. Gene Ontology annotation, molecular function: GTPase activator activity.